Messenger RNA from Gongylonema pulchrum, 318 nucleotides. The record is from the annotation of a GenBank genome assembly. NCBI's taxonomy places the organism in Eukaryota, Metazoa, Nematoda, Chromadorea, Rhabditida, Gongylonematidae.
AUGAACGAGGGCGGACGUGUUGUUUUGUGUGGGCAGAUAGCAGUUUAUAACACGGACCUGCCGUAUCCGCCGCCGCUUCCCGAAAAAACCGCACAAAUUAUCGCUGAGAGAAAGAUCCUGAGAGAAAGAUUCAUUGUGUUACAAUAUAAGGAUGACAUCGACACGUCUGUUGCGCAAUUAUCAGCAUGGCUGCAAGAGAAAAAGUUGAAGAGCCGAGAGACAGUAUAUGAAGGUCUUGAACGGGCCCCGGAAGCGUUCAUCGACCUGCUAAAUGGUUGCAAUAUCGGCAAAAUGAUUGUCAAAGUGGACGACCCCUGA